AUGGCCACUCCGUCAGUGAAAAGCAGCAGCCCCAAUGACGGCUUUAGUGCAACAUGGCAGGCCGCUAUUGAUCGGUACUAUGAUGAAUUGAAAGAUAUCGAACAUAAUCUUUGGAACGUUCAUAGCUCUGAGGAACUUCUUGACAAGAUUCGAACUCAAUCUUUAUGGAACUUCAAGAGGCUUGAGCCGAUCCUUGUCAGCUUCAAUGAUUUCGCUGCAAUCAUCACCCUUGCGGCGGGAAUGAAUAACCAGGCCAUGGCGGUGAUAUGGGGUUCUAUUAGACUAAUAUUAGAGUUAGCUAACCCUGUGCCCCGUGAACUCUUGGAUAUGUUUGAUGAGAUGGGCCGAGCAUUUCCCAGAUUCUGUCGGGAUAAACCAGAACUUCCCCUGACUUCAGGCCUGGAGAAUGCUUUACUCAGCAUCUAUACUGAGAUCAUACUAUUAUGUGCACAUUCGAUCUCUUAUUUCCGGAAUAACCCCAACCCAGGGAGACGCGAAGUAUGGUCCACGUUUAGUACAGGGGUAUCGCAGCGCAUAUUAAGAAUUCAGAUUUACUCCAGACUGGCCGAUGAAGCCGCUGAUAUGACCCGACUUUCUGGAGAGUCAAAAAGCUCAGAUACAGUGACGGCAAUGGAAAACUUGCAAAUCAUUCGGCUACACCCAACUAGGAUGAAUAUUCCAUGUUAUAUGAUACCAUACGCCGGCAAUGUCAAGUCCUUUGGCAGAUCAACCGAGGUGGAAAUCCUAAGAAUUUUCCUUGAUCCUAAUAAGAGCCGUGAGAAUCUAAAGGCUAUCGCAAUAUGUGGAACAGAUGGUAUCGGAAAAUCACAGCUAGCAUUGCAUUACGUCAAUAAAGCCAUGGAUUCAUAUGAUGUUGUUGUUUGGAUACCAGCUGAAACGAAAAUUAAAAUGACUUCAGCCUUGUCUAAAUUUGCUGCAAAGCUUGGAUUACCCCAGGCAGAAGGUAAUGAAGGCGAUUACAGGUCGAUUCAGAUCGUACGGGACUGGCUGAAUACAUCUCGAAAGACUUUUCUUCUCAUCUUUGACAAUGUUAAGCAACAUAAUCUGCUUGACGAAAUUUGGCCAACCAGCGUUCGAGGCUCUAUCGUUAUUACUUGUCGACCCUAUUCACUCGCAUUGAAGCGGACAUCUGAAAUAAUAAACCUUUCGUGUUUCGGUGUUGAGAGAGAUAUGGAAGUGUUCUACUCCCUAAUAGGCCAACGACCUUCAAACGACAUGGAUUUAAUAGCUGCGAAGGAGUUACUGCAACUUCUCGGUGGCUUACCCCUUGCCAUAGCGCAAGUUGGGAAAUAUAUGAAUGAUUGUGUUAUACUUGCAUUCUUUGACCCCAAACUUAUCUCCGAGUCAAUCCUUUCAGAUAAAAGAGCGGGGAUCACAGAUCCGCGCCUGGAGUUUUUAUAUGAUGAUUCCGAGUUUCGAGCCGCCGUGGCUGGCCUUACUGAGGCGGCACUGGUGAACCACCUACCAACCCACAAAGCCAUAUCGAUCCAUCGUCUUAUUCAACAAUUUACAGCGUUUUCGCGGCUGUCUAUGAAUGAGGCCGGAUCAUUUUUCAAGCAUGUUAUAAAAAUGUUAUCGUGCAGCUUCCCUAAUACCUGGAAUCAGAGGUCUCACCAACAAGGCCACGGCUGGGCUUCGUGGGAGGCAUGCCGUACAAUUCUUCCACAUGUCAGUUGGCUUAUCAGACUGACGCAAGCACAUUCAUUCCCUAUCAUCGACCCCGAGUUCUUUGCAGAGCUAAAAGAACAGCCAAUAACUGGAACACAUUUCAUCCACUUCGGGCUCAACCUUGAUAUUAAGCACUCAACAGCAACUUAUGCGCAAGCAUACCGAAUCCUAGGUCAUAUUGCCUUAGACAUGGCACGGCCAAAAGCUGCCUUGUCCGCAUAUUUCCAGGCACUCACUAUCAGAGAGCUUAUACAUGGCACUCGCUCGCCUGAAAUGGCGGAUGUAUAUGGCUCUAUUGCCUAUAGCUAUGCAGAACAGGGAAAGGUUGAUGAUGCCCUCUAUUACCUUCAAAAAGCAGAGGAUAUCCAUAAUGAAAAUGACCCACUACGUAUGGGUAGGGCCCAGGCAAUAUAUGCCUUGACAUAUCUGCGAGUAGGCCGGCCGGGAGACUCUCUCAAUGCCUUGCACCAUUGCUGGAAAUUGCAAAAUUUAACUGAGGAUGAGAAUACACUAGCUGCGAAGCUCUUACGCAGCGUGAUCAAAAUGAGUAAAGGCAUACCGGAAAUGCAAGCCCACCUUGCACGAUCAUGA
This is a messenger RNA of Microsporum canis CBS 113480, 2280 nucleotides long. RefSeq lists its product as hypothetical. The transcript is spliced from 6 exons. Bases 1 to 2280 code for a protein of 759 amino acids. Gene Ontology annotation, molecular function: protein binding; ADP binding. The record is from RefSeq and is a predicted model, not a curated record. Lineage: Eukaryota; Fungi; Ascomycota; Eurotiomycetes; Onygenales; Arthrodermataceae.